AUGCGUCAAACUGCUGUUAAAUUGGCUCAGAGCUACACACCAAUGAUCAAGUUCGUGGGCACCAAGCACCCCGUUCUAAAACAUGCUGGUUCUGCUGCCCAUCCUUGUACAGUUGAUGGUAUUAUGCCAGGAUCCGAGGCCUGUCAACCAGCUGGAGAUUUUCUCAGCAAGCUGCAACCAUUUCAGGUCAUUCCCUACAAGAAUAAGAAAGCUAGCCCGGGCAAGUCUGCUGCUCCCCAAUCUGGCUCCAAAUACGAGUUCGUUUCAAGACCAUUACAAGAAAACGAGGUUUCAUCCAUUUUUGAAUUGUCUCCUAGAUUCAAGCUUCGUCCUUUUGAUGAAUCUGAGAUUGAGUCUAUAAAUGCCGGCGGUGCGCUAUGA
Molecule: messenger RNA, 381 nt
Organism: Lachancea dasiensis
Lineage: Eukaryota; Fungi; Ascomycota; Saccharomycetes; Saccharomycetales; Saccharomycetaceae
Source: the annotation of a GenBank genome assembly